AUGGUGAUUGGGAUGAAGGGUGCGACUGCCACACUGCCCUGCUCCUUCAGUCCCUCAAACAGGAAUCCCAGCUCCAUCACCAUCAACUGGUUGAUGGGGAAUCCGCCAAAAUGGUCUGUUGUCUUUCGUGACACUUCUCCCCGCCCAGCAGCAAAUCACAUUCCUGAAAAUGUAAAUAGAGGAAAUCGAUAUGAGCUGGUGGGAAAUCUUACACAGGGAGACGCCUCCAUCAGAGUGAAUGGACUCAAACUGAAUGACACCAGUGAUUACUCCUGUCACGUUUAUGUCAGGAAUUCAACGUUGACGACUGUGACUCAGGAUGAGAUGAAACUGCAGGUUGUGGGUGAUAAUGACAGAGCAUCCAUGGUGAUUGGGAGGAAGGGUGCGACUGCCACACUGCCCUGCUCCUUCAGUCCCUCGAACAGGAAUCCCAGCUCCAUCACCAUCAGCUGGAUAAAGGGGAAUCCGCCAAAAUGGUCUGUUGUCUUUCGUGACACUUCUCCCCGCCCAGCAGCAAAUCACAUUCCUGAAAAUGUAAAUAAAGGAAAUCGAUAUGAGCUGGUGGGAAAUCUUACACAGGGAGACGCCUCCAUCAGAGUGAAGGGACUCAAACUGGAUGACGCCAGUGAUUACUCCUGUCACGUUUAUGUCAGGAAUUCAAUGUUGACUGUGACUCAGGAUGAGAUGAAACUGCAGGUUGUGGUCCCAGCCACCAUCCUGGAGCUGUUCGUUGUGAGCGACAAUGUAACUGGAGAACCCACCCUCGUGUGCAGGGCUGAAGGGAAGCCCCCUGCAAACAUCACGUGGAUCGUCCCAGGGAACAGCUCACUGCCCGUGAACAUUAGUGAGAUGAUAGUCACACAUGAUCCAGAGAAACUACUGACUGUGGGAGAGCUGCUUCACCCCAGGCUGCCAGGGAAAUACACGUGUGUGGCUGUGAAUGAACACCAGAUAGACACGCGUGAGAUUCGCCUAUUCGGGGAUGGACUAAGAGUAAAACUACAGGAAACAGCAAGGAGUCUCGGUUCUACUCAGCCGGUGGCAUUUGAAGCCCAACGAGAGAAGAGAAUGCUGUUCAUUUUGCUUUGUGCCUUUGCACUGCCUGUCACCGCUGAUCGCUGCAGUAACAAUGGUUGGACCAUGGAGACACCGGACAUGGUGAUGGGGAGGGAGGGGAAGCUCGUGGUCCUGUACUGCAAGUUCAUUCACCCUCACCAUCAAUACAAAGGCAACAUCAACAUCAUCUGGAAAGAGGAGGGGACCAAGGAGCCCAUCUUCAAAUACAAAAAUUAUCUAUUGAGCGGCAAGUAUAAAAAUGAGAUCGUGAAUAAUGUAGGAGAUCGCUACAGACCAAUGGGGGACCCUCGGAAGAACGAUGCUUCCAUAAUCAUUAAUCAGCUGAGAGCGACGGAUACAAACAAGAUCCUCAACUGUCGUGUUGAGCUCACAGAGCAAGCACGAGCAAAGUUUGGAUGCCCACAUGGGCGAAUCACAGCAUCAGGUGAGGAAUUACUGUGCUGCAAACAAACAAUUUGUCUUCCUUCCUGCUUCCUGUGA
Amblyraja radiata (thorny skate) is the source of this 1557-nucleotide messenger RNA. RefSeq lists its product as uncharacterized. Gene Ontology annotation, biological process: regulation of osteoclast development; regulation of bone resorption; regulation of actin cytoskeleton organization. Bases 1 to 1557 code for a protein of 518 amino acids. The record is from RefSeq and is a predicted model, not a curated record. NCBI's taxonomy places the organism in Eukaryota, Metazoa, Chordata, Chondrichthyes, Rajiformes, Rajidae. The transcript is spliced from 5 exons. Gene Ontology annotation, cellular component: plasma membrane.